AUGAACGGCGACACUUAUUCUUCCAGGGACUCUGGUCGUCCUCGCGACUACUACCGCGACGAGCGACGUGAUCGAGACCGAGGAGAUCGGGGUGAUCGGGCAGAGAGACCUGAGAGAGGAGAGCGACGACGAUCGCGAUCACCUCACUACGGCCCACGAGGCGCGCGUCGUGAGCCUGAAGCCAACUCGUAUUCCUCCAGCCGCGAUUACCGUGCCCGUGAGCGCGAAGACCGCUACUCGAGCGGCCGAAGAGACGACCGGGAAUGGGAUCGUGGAGAUCGAGGAGAUCGAGGAGACCGGGGAGACCGGGGAGGAGAUCGUGGCGAUCGCCGCCGUCGACCUGACCGACCCGACUUUGAAGACAGACCUCCGAGACGUGACCUCUUCGAGGAGCGCCCCCGCCGUGGUGGUGCUGGAGGUGGUGACCGGGACCGUGGAGACCGCGGUGGUGAUAGAAGAGAGCGCAAGAGAUCCGCAACACCCCCCCGGAGGAAGGAGCCUACACCAGACCUGACCGAUGUCCCGUCAAUCUUGGAACGCAAGCGUCGUCUGACUCAAUGGGAUAUCAAGCCCCCGGGUUAUGAGAAUGUCACUGCAGAGCAAGCCAAGCUCUCUGGUAUGUUCCCUCUACCGGGAGCUCCCAGGCAACAACCAAUGGAUCCCAGUCGUCUGCAGGCGUUCAUGGACCAGCCUGCCGGUGCUACGGAAAAUACCGCCCUCAAGCCAUCCAACUCCCGCCAAUCCAAGCGUCUCUUUGUCUACAACAUUCCUCCUGGCACCACUGGGGAUGCCAUAAUUUCGUUCUUCAACCUACAGUUGAAUGGCUUGAAUGUGGUUCACAGCGUCGAUCCUUGUAUUUCUGCCCAGGUCUCAGAAGAUCAGAAAUUCGCUCUCUUGGAAUUUAAAAGCCCUGCUGAUGCCACUGUUGCUCUGGCAUUCGAUGGCAUCACUAUGGCAGAGAGCGGUGAUAAGGGGCUGGAGGUCCGGCGCCCCAAGGAUUACAUUGUGCCCAAUGGAAGUGCAGACCAGGAGUACCAGGAAGGCGUUCUUCUCAGCGAGGUACCCGACUCACCGAACAAGAUUUGCGUGUCCAACAUCCCGUCCUAUAUUCCCGAAGAGCCUGUCACAAUGCUGCUGAAGUCGUUUGGUGAACUGAAGUCAUUCAUCCUGGUCAAGGAUUCUUCCACUGAGGAAUCACGGGGUAUCGCCUUCUGUGAGUAUGCUGAUCCCGCCGCGACUCCUAUCGCUGUGGAAGGUCUCAACGGUAUGGAGCUCGGUGACCGCCAUCUUAAGGUCGUCCGCGCUAGUAUCGGUACUACCCAGGCAGCUGGUCUGGACAUGGGAGUCAAUGCGAUGUCGAUGUUUGCCAAGACUACUUCACAAGAUAUGGAGACUGGUCGUGUUCUGCAGCUUCUGAACAUGGUCACUGUCGAUGAACUUCUUGAUAAUGAUGACUAUGAGGAGAUCUUGGAGGAUGUCACUGAGGAGUGUGGAAAGUUCGGAAAGGUCUUGAGCCUGAAGAUUCCUCGCCCCAGCGGUGGCAGUCGUAGCUCCUCGGGCGUUGGGAAGAUCUUCGUCAAGUUCGACACCGAGCAAUCGGCGACCAAUGCCUUGAAGGCACUGGCUGGCCGUAAGUUCUCAGACCGAACUGUCGUUGUUUCUUACUUCGGAGAGGAAAAUUUCGAUGUUGAUGCUUGGUGA
Messenger RNA from Penicillium longicatenatum, 1701 nucleotides. RefSeq names its product splicing factor u2af large subunit. Gene Ontology annotation, cellular component: commitment complex; nuclear speck; nucleus. Gene Ontology annotation, biological process: mRNA processing. NCBI's taxonomy places the organism in Eukaryota, Fungi, Ascomycota, Eurotiomycetes, Eurotiales, Aspergillaceae. Gene Ontology annotation, molecular function: poly-pyrimidine tract binding; pre-mRNA 3'-splice site binding. The transcript has 4 exons. The record is from RefSeq and is a predicted model, not a curated record. The coding region runs from base 1 to 1701 and encodes 566 amino acids.